CAUUCGAAAUGUGCUCGUGUGGCUUCGAAACAAGAGAGAUCUGGAAAAAAAAAAAAAAAAAUGGCUCCACUCUCUAAUUUAUCCUUGAUUCUUCUAAUCUUGUUCAGUUUUCAUAGCCAACUACUGCAGGUUCAUGCAUUCACAACACGAUCUGAUCAGGACUUUAGUUACUUGAAAUCUGUACGCAACGCAACCAAUAUGGCAUCGGAGGAAAAGUACGACUACAUAGUGAUCGGAGGGGGCACAGCAGGGUGUCCGCUAGCCGCAACUCUAUCAGAAAAGCACUCGGUACUCGUCCUCGAAAGAGGCGGCACCCCGGGGACGUACCCAAAUGUGUUGAACGUUGCAGGGUAUUUCGCCAAUCUCAUGCAAGAAGACGACGGCCAAACACCUGCGCAGAGAUUCACGUCCCAAGACGGCGUUCCAAACGUUAGAGGAAGAGUUCUCGGAGGCUCUAGCAUGAUAAAUGCGGGCCUUUAUUCACGAGCUGACGACGAAUUUCUUUCGAAUUCGGGUGUGGAAUGGGACAUGGAUUCGGUCGAGAAGGCGUAUCAGUGGGUUGAAGAGAGCGUGGUGUUCCGUCCGAAUUUGGCAGUUUGGCAAUCUGCUGUGAAGGAAGCUCUGUUGGAAGCUGGCGUUGGCCCUGACAAUGGCCUUAGCGUAGAUCAUGAAGUCGGAACAAAAAUUGCGGGUUCGACUUUCGAUGGAGUUGGGAAGAGAUAUGGAGCUGUGGAGCUGCUUAAUAAAGGAGAUCUGGUGAACUUGCGAGUUGCCGUUCAUGCUACUGUGGAAACAAUCAUCUUUUCGGAAGAAGGAUCAAAACCUUCUGCGGUCGGAGUUAUAUACACAGAUUCAAACGGGAAGUCUCACAAAGCACUUAUACGCAAGAGAGGAGAGAUUAUUCUUAGUGCCGGUGCAAUUGGAAGCCCCCAACUUCUGCUACUUAGCGGAGUCGGCUCAGAUACAUACCUCUCAUCACAAAAUAUUUCAGUAAUCCACUCCCAACCAAACGUGGGAAAAUUCAUGGCUGACAAUCCUCGAAACAACAUUAAUCUCGUGAUCCCAUUCCCGUUCGAUUCAUCUUCCGCACAAGUUGUAGGAAUCACAAGUGAUUAUUAUAUAGAAGCAUUCUCUCUUAGCUUGUCAUUCUUUCCGAUUCCCUUACCCUUCAGCCUUUAUCCCAGCUCAGUUUCCACAGAAUUGAGCCUAGCGAGCAUUGUCGAGAAAAUAGCCGGACCCUUAUCCCACGGUUCUCUUCAACUGGCUUCUCCAAAUGACGUAAAAGUCGCCCCACAUGUCGGAUUCAACUACUUUGCCGAUCCCGUCGACCUUUCUCGAUGCGUUAGUGGCGUGAGAAAGAUUGGCGAUUUGCUGAACACAAACUCCAUGGAUCCAUUUAAGUACGAGGCUUUGAAUGGUGAAAGGGGUUUCAUGUUCUUGGGGCCUGCUUUACCAUCGAACAAUUCGGAUGAUUCCGCAAUGGAGGACUAUUGUCGAAGCACGGUCACGUCCUUUUGGCAUUACCAUGGCGGGUGUCUCGUGGGGAAGGUGGUUGAUGGUGAUUUUCGCGUAAUGGGGGUUAAUUCACUUCGUGUUGUGGAUGGGUCAACUUUCAGCCUCUCGCCGGGAACCAAUCCUCAGGCCACUCUAAUGAUGUUAGGCCGGUAUAUGGGGCUUAAGAUGCUGAGAGAACGAAGACAACCAAUAUCUUAGAGAUCACAAGAUUUAAAAUUCUCGCAUUGUCUAGGCCGUUCUGGAAUUCCUUAUUGUCAAAGUUACAAGAAUCUUUUUGUUUUUUUUUUAAUUUUUAAAUUAAGCAUACCAUUAUAUAUGUUCAACAGGACA
Morus notabilis is the source of this 1845-nucleotide messenger RNA. RefSeq names its product (R)-mandelonitrile lyase 2. Lineage: Eukaryota; Viridiplantae; Streptophyta; Magnoliopsida; Rosales; Moraceae. Bases 61 to 1713 code for a protein of 550 amino acids. The record is from RefSeq and is a predicted model, not a curated record. Gene Ontology annotation, molecular function: flavin adenine dinucleotide binding; oxidoreductase activity, acting on CH-OH group of donors. The transcript is spliced from 4 exons.